Vitrella brassicaformis is the source of this 1804-nucleotide messenger RNA. The record is from the annotation of a GenBank genome assembly. Lineage: Eukaryota; Vitrellaceae.
AUGGGCAACACCGUCUCGCGGAAGGCCACCGACGAGGCCUCGCCGUCCGUCCACGGCCAGUGCCUCGACUUCAUUCACCGGGACGACAGAUACCAGCUCUACGACGAGGCCAAGGACAUCGGCCGCCUCAGGACGGCAGCCCGCUUCGUCAGCAAUGACCACUUCCCUGCCCUGACGCUCCGCGAGCGACUCAAUUGGUCACUCCAUCGCAUUCGGCUCGCCGAUGGGACCCGGCUGGAGACCGUGAUAGCCUUCGGCCCGCAGUCGGUGACCGAGGCGCGGCUGCUGUUGGCGGCCAUGUGAAUGGUGGAGCAGCAGAGCUGGGAUGAGGUGGCUGAGGUGCUGCGGUGGGCCAGCCAGUGUGGACACUGCACGCUGCCCGUCAGCAUCACUGCUGACGACAUCAACAAACACGCCGACAUGACGGUGGGACUCACAGGGCGGGAGGGAGGGAGGGGAAGAAAGGGCCUCAUUUGCUCAUCCAUGCGCGUGUGUGUUGUGUGUGUGUAGGCGUAUGUGUCGCUUCCCCGUGUGGUGGCGCAGCUGAUGGUGGUAGGGAGGGCGUCACAUCGACUUCGGUGACGGCAGCCGGCUGGAGCUCUUCCGCCAUGCCCAUCAGGUGCGGGCCAUCAACGACGAGCCCGGCUUCCGGCUGGACUUCAAUCCGCCCCUCCCUGCCGGCCACCUCUACCGGCAGCACCGACUACAGGAUGACCCACCAGUGCGUAGCGGCAUCUUUUACGACAACGUCGACGGCGAAUGACGGGGUACGGUGCGCUCCACCUAUGCGUCGGCGUCGUCGUCCGCCAAGGACUUGAUCCGCAACCAUUUCGUUGAGACUCACCAGACCAAUUUCACAACGAAAUAUCUCGACAGGUAAGCCACCGAUGGCACCAGUGGGUGAGAGGGGUGUGUGUGUGGUGUGGUUGGUUCAGGAAUGACGGCGGCGGCCAUCUGGAUGCCCUCCUCACCCAGUCGCCCCACACGCCGGUGGACGGCUGCAGCACAACAUUGACCUCGGAGGCUUAUGUCCGAUACCUGGUGCUCACAAACAGCACCCACAACUUCGUCGCAUGGAUUCGCAUCAUUGACUGGGCAACAACGGGCAACAACGGUUAGGCCGACAGACAGACAGGCAGCUCUGCUGGUUACGUGCCACUAAUGUUCUCUCCCUUGUGUGUCUGCAGUGGAGGUGAGUGUCAAGACGACCGAGGCGCCUGCGUCUGGUGUGCAUGAGGAUGCGCCCUUCAAGGACCGCUUCCCCGAGACGACCGUCCUGGCUUGUGUGCCGCUGGAGGCUGUGGCGCCUUACGUGUUCGACGGACAGCAGCCGCCACAACAGCCACAGCCACAGCCACAGGCCCAGCCGCAGCAGCAGGGGGGCGACGACAGUGACGACGAUGGUACGGACAGACAGACAGAGGGAGGGAGAGAGGGACACACACAUGAGGAUGGAUGGAUGGAUGGAUGAGCCCUCUCUGUCUGUGUGGUGUAGAUGAGGACGGCCGUGGUGAGAGUGAGGGUGACGACUAUGACGACGAUGACGGUGGGAGGAGAGCGUUGCACAUAAACACACACAGACACACAAACACACUUGGGUGGUGCAGAUGGAUCUUUUGAUGGUGACGAUGACGAUGACGAUGAUAUGCAUCCCAACGACGGACAAGAGGGCAGCGGAGGUACGCACCACAACACAACACGGCACAGACCCCCUGGCUCCUGUCGAUCUGCAUCACCUUUCUAGUUGUCUGAUUGUGUGUGUGUGUGUGUGUGUUGAUUAGGUAGCGACGAGUACUCAGAGUGA